Sparassis crispa is the source of this 3516-nucleotide messenger RNA. RefSeq lists its product as hypothetical. Lineage: Eukaryota; Fungi; Basidiomycota; Agaricomycetes; Polyporales; Sparassidaceae. The coding region runs from base 1 to 3516 and encodes 1171 amino acids. The record is from RefSeq and is a predicted model, not a curated record. The transcript is spliced from 11 exons.
AUGUCCAAACUAACCCUUUUCGUCUCUAGGCAAUUCGAGGCGGCCGUCAUAACUGCGGUUCACCCACGCCCGAUCUCUGCCCAAAUAUCUUGGGCGGAUGCCGCCGAUCGCGACUGUUCGCCGCCCCCAUGGCGAUGUUUCAAGGGGCUCGAGCAUGUGUCAAGCGGGACGUGGAAGCACUCCCAAGACUGUAUCGCAAUGUCCUUCCGCCGACCCAGGGCUCAUUAUUCUAAAGGUUCAUCUCCCGUGCAUCCUUCGUCAUCCCAGCCAUCUUCUCGCUCAGUUUCUCGUUCGACCUCUCCUGAAAAAACCCCUACGUCACAUGUUCAUCUCAUCCAGCCUAUAGACUUCCCUCGACAAAGGCGACCCCGCGGUGCAAAGCAUCUUUUCCUGCCUGGCCCCGAGAGCCUGGUAACGCUGCCUGGCCGCCUCAAUUUCACGCAUGCCAACCUUCCGAGAGGUCGAUCUUCCACCCGCACGCAGCACGGUCCGUCCGCUACUCAGCAAGGGGUUCCUAGUUCAGACGAUCCAUUCCUUUCACAUGUCGACGAUCUUCCUGUUUCAAGUCCGGAGCGUUUUUUUUUCGACGGCGUUUACACGUCCUUGCUUGAUGAACCGGCCGCCGUCCGAGCGGCACACCUCCGGCAGAAGAAGGCCCGCCAGUGGCAGAGGUGGGCGACGGAGGUCAUACCUUCGCUGCUCCUUCCCCACAUGGAAUUACUUCGGUUGAGCGAAUCAUUGCGUCAAAACGUUGACAUCCCGCGUGCGUGCACCUGCGGUGGUGAGCACAUAAGAACGCUGAAGGUUGUGUGUGUCUACUUCGAAUCUCUUCGCUAUGUAAAUAUCAAUGUUUGUUUAUGCUCGCCUGCUGCUCUACAGUUACUCUCGCGCGGGCUGUUCCCCUGCGCGCCUCAGGCGCCCACACUCGCUGUGGACCUGAAUCUGCUGCGAUUUACUCAACAGCUAUUUGUCCGCCUACCUCCUAACACCACGUCAUUCUGUGCGACGUUAGAAGCAUUUCUCGGGGACCGGGGAUAUAAGCUCACGACAAGGGACUCAUUGCGUCGACGAUUCGGAAAUGCGCUCCUCUGGUACUCAAACCUCCUCAAUGCGACCAAGAGACACGUGCAGGAUGCUGUCGAACAAGCCCGAUGUUCUGUCUUGCGUGAGGCCUGUGAGUCGACAUCACGCAUUCGGACACCUGGUACAUAUUGGCUCAAUGCGGCCUUGCUCCCCUUCCCCCUCGCCAUUGCCCUCGGCCUUCGCCUCUUCAUCGCACUUCGAUUCGCGCUCGCAAUCGUGCUUGCCCUCGGAUUCACCGAUGCGCUCGACCUCGGAUUCACCGAUGCGCUCGACCUCGGAGUCACCGAUGCGCUCGACCUCGAAGUCUCCGACGCCCUCAAACUCGGAGUCACCGACGCACUCACGCUCGGAGUCACCAACGCGUUCGCCGUCGAAGCUGUCAUCUCCCGCCGUAGAUGGAGGGCAUGCUGGACAGAGCAAGCCGUUCACACCGCCGGAGGACCUGCUGAGACCAAUCCAGAUGUGAUCGUUUGUAUCGACGCUUGUUUCACUCAAAAACGUAGAAGGGGGAAGGGAGAUGGGCAUGAUCAUCCACGCGAAGCCGAGGAGUCAGUCUUCAUCCCGGAGGAGGAGGUGAAGAAAAUGGAGUCGUAUGUUGAGCAAAUUCGACCAAGUAGGGACACUGGGCGGCGCCGUGCCCAACCUCCCGUUUCGGCCGACGACGAUGAUGGGUAUGAAGAAGGCCUCAAGGUACCAAGGUCUGUGCUCGAUGGCUGCCAUGAAUCCUUCCUCGCCGCCGAUGAAAAGCGCGAGAAGGCUAGCACACAGUUUUUCUCGGACACCGGCCUGAUGGCAUUGCUGUGCAGGCACAAUCGCGUCCUUUGGUUAGUAAACAUGACCUCGGCAGGGGAGAAACAACAUUACGCUCUCGCUCUCAUUCAAUGGCUCUUCGCGCAUCUACCCCGUUCCACCACCGUCGGGAUCUUGUAUGAUAUCGCCUGCCAGCUGCACCGGAGUUGCGUCAAGUGGGACCUUCUCGGGGAUUUGUUCGACCGCAUCAUGUUCGCUGUCUCGAUCUUUCACGCGUAUGGGCAUCAAUGGCCAUGCCAACUGAUAUACCAUCCGAGGAAAUGCAUUGGAUUUGGGCUCACGGACGGGGAGGGUUGUGAACGCUUCUGGAGCUCAAUCCGGAAGCUAAUACCAUCUCUUCGUGUCUCUGGGUAUCAUCAGCGCCUGUUCAUUCUCGAUGCACAAGUCAAGUAUCUUGACCAGCAGUCCCUCUUCAGCCUCGGUCAUUGGCUCAAUAAGAAGUGGAAGCAAUGCCAGGCCAAGAGACUCGUAGCGGCGGAAGCAGUUGAGCAAUGUGGGAUCACAGAUGAGGUGUUAUGUGAGCAAUGGGCAGCACAGGUUCGCGAUCAAACCAAGCCCGCGCCUCGGCGUUCUCGCGAUAAAGGAAAGAAGGCAAUCCAGACAAUCCUGGCGCUGCAGAAGAUGCUCGGCGCGUACAACGAGAGCGUGCGCCUACUGGAACUCAAGUUACUUGGUGAUGACGACGACAUAUUCAGCAUCGAGGAGGUCAGCUUAAAGCUGAUGGAGGCAAGGUCUAAAGUAGUGAACGUCAAGCAAGCCUUGCAACGUAAGAAGACUGCGUUGGGAGUUGGUGAGCGGCUGCAGCUCUCACGUUUGAUCAACAAUGCCUUCCUGAGGCUGCGUAUGAAUGCGCACGCAGUCAAGCAGCGCAUCCGCGACCGUCUCCGCCAGCGCAAGUUCGAGCUCGAGCGGCUCGAACGCUCGUAUCGUCAAACGGUCAACAACAACAAGCUCAGCUCUCACGCUGAGUCGUCAAUCAAGCGUCGCGAGCCCGGCAUCCUCAAGCUGGCCAAGACCUACAACGACUUGUGCAAGCAGAUGGACCUUCUCAUCAAGCAACGCAAGGCCCCGCGAUACGCAGUGUCGCCGCAGCCGAUUCAAGGCAACGGCCUCUUCAAGCUUGACGUUGAUGACGAUAUUUGGCAAGACGUCGGCCUCGAUGAUGAUGACGACAUUGCCGCGGUCCCGCGUUGGCUCGGUGAUGAGACUGUUCGCGAAGGCAUCAAGAAUCGCCUCUUACUAGAUCGCUGCAAUGAGGAGGAGGAGCGGUUGCGGGAAGAAAGGUGUUCUCUGCAAGAGUGGUUUGCGGAGGAGUGGACGAGCAAUGAGAGGGCUUGCGUGGAUGCAGGUGACAAUCCAGACCUCCUCUACCAGCUUGACUGUCAACGUGAUGGUAUCCGCUCCGUGAACGCUGCGCGGGAUGCCAACGAUGAAGAUGAGGUGAGCUUUGAUGAGGCCACGGAUCCCGAAGAUGAUGGUGAACUCCUUGAUGCUGCUGAGGGUGCUGCAUUGACCGAUGCAUAUCAUCCCAGUGCGGUAGAUUUUGACUCCGAUAGUCUCUUCGAUGAUGGAGUCAUGCGAAUGGUUAGUCAAUCCUCGCGCAAGCGGGUGCUUCACCUCUAG